AUGUGUGGAUGCCCCGAUGCAACAGGGACGACACCAGUCAAGUCCAACUGUCUCUACAACCAAAUGAUCUUCUGGCUUGGAAUUUUGCAGUACCUGGGACGCCGCGCACAAUCUCUCAAGGAAAGACUGUCCAACGAGAUCAACCUGGGCUUAAACCUCGUGGUGCAGCCGGAUAGCCGGGAGACGGUGCUGAUUAGUAGACACACGGCCUCUACGAGCAGCGCAGCAAGAAGGGAUAGUGCCGAAACGAAGACGAUCGCUGCGGUCACCCUCGCUUUCCUACCCGCGACGUUUGUGUGCACCAUUUUCAGCAUGAGCUUCUUCACGUUCAACGUGGGUGAUGAGUCCGGACAGAAGCAUUGGUUGACAAGGACCCGAUUCUGGAUAUACUGGCUCAUCACCGUACCACCGACGAUCCUGACUUUGUCGAGCUGGAAACCCGGAGACCCGUAA
This is a messenger RNA of Cladophialophora yegresii CBS 114405, 453 nucleotides long. RefSeq lists its product as uncharacterized. The transcript has 5 exons. Bases 1 to 453 code for a protein of 150 amino acids. NCBI's taxonomy places the organism in Eukaryota, Fungi, Ascomycota, Eurotiomycetes, Chaetothyriales, Herpotrichiellaceae. The record is from RefSeq and is a predicted model, not a curated record.